AUGUCAUCGAAGAGUUUCGGUAGCCACACUUUGUUCAUUUGUGGGCAAGCACCAAGGCGGACCAAAACAGACCUGGACUUCGUCAGCCCACUGCAACUCUCGGACAAACCCUCGGUUGUCUCGGGUCCUCUCCUUGCCACUAAAAACCUUUUUUUUUUCGGGGACCUAAAUGCUCCUUCUCGCAAUGCCAUAGCACCUGUUCGUUCCGCUGAUGUCUCUACUCUUCUCAAUGAAAAAGAAGAAAUCCUAGCACAAUGGGCUGAGCUCUUCAAGGAACUUUUGAACAGAGACAUGCCGAUGGAUUCCUCAGCUUCAGACGAACUUCCGACUCUCCCUGGCCUCUCCGAGCUGGACUCGGUUCCGACAUCGGAUGAAGUUAACAACGCAAUAAAAUCCAUAAGUUCCCCGGCUUAUCCUCACUUUGGUCUUGAUAUCUACCCAAACAAAACAGCGUUGAAACGACGUGAUCCAGUAUGUCGGCUGCACAUUGCCAACGUCUCUUUGUCUAUUGAUAACCCAUUCAUCUACCCCGGUAGCGUCAUAUCCGAUAAUGGACACCUUGAUGAAGACAUCCUCCGGCGGAUAAACUCUGUCUCUGCUUCCUUUGGACGACUCCGACUCACCAUCAAUGUCGCUGUCUAUCGAGCUGCUGUUGUUUCAAUACUGCUCUUCGGAUAUUUUUUAUUUCUGCUUAUAUUUUCUAUCUAUCUAUCUAUCUAUCUAUCUAUCUAUCUAUCUAUUGAUUUAUUUUUAUUUCUGCUUAUCUAUCUAUCUAUCUAUCUAUCUAUCUAUCUAUCUAUCUAA
Molecule: messenger RNA, 804 nt
Organism: Acanthosepion pharaonis
Lineage: Eukaryota; Metazoa; Mollusca; Cephalopoda; Sepiida; Sepiidae
Source: the annotation of a GenBank genome assembly